AUGUUGGGCUACUCGUCUUCCGGUACAAAAAUAUCCCACAAUGGAGCAGAUAUCUCAGAUGUCCAGAGAGUAAUAGAUGGUGGGUUUGACUGGCGCGUGGAGUAA
Molecule: messenger RNA, 105 nt
Organism: Sclerotinia sclerotiorum 1980 UF-70
Lineage: Eukaryota; Fungi; Ascomycota; Leotiomycetes; Helotiales; Sclerotiniaceae
Exons: 1
Coding region: 1-105 (34 amino acids)
Source: RefSeq, a predicted model, not a curated record